UCUUCAUUUCCCUCUAUCCAGAUAAUCAACUUAAACAUGAUUUUGAAAAUUUAAAAUUUGGUUUCAAGCAAAUUUGAAUUUGAACUUUUUUUAUCGUAGUUUGAGUUUCGUAACUCCGAUUUGAUUGUUUCUUUUUGCAAAUCAAAGCUCUUCACUUAAACUUUCAGUUUAGAUCUUUUUUCUUGGUUUUACCUUUCAUCUUAUGCUUGAGUGCUUAUGUAUGCUAUUGUUCGUUCAUGAUAGAGUUUUCGAAGUGCGAGGCUUGCUACUAUGAAUCUCUAGGGUUUUCCGAUCGUCAGCAAUGCAAGUAACACUUUGAUCAUAUCCCUUUAUUACCCAGUUUUUAUGCAUUAGUUUCAACCCUCAAACAUUGCAUGAGUAGGAUUUUGAUUAACAUGUGCGUAUUGGGAAGUAGUUGAUGAGGUAGGAACCUAUUGCCUUUUAUCAAACCCUAGGUAGUUACUACGUUAUGCUUAUACUGCUAUGCUAUGCUCGUAGACAUGGUUUGAUUUUGAGAGAAUUCAUGAAAGAUGUGAGAGUUAUUAUUAACUAAGGGUUAACUUAAGGUGACUACUUUAAUACACAUCUGGGUGGAUUGGUUAUGGCAUGUAACAUCCCAAAAUUUUCUAAAUUUUGGAAUGUUAAUAAAUAAGUAAUAUUGUAUGAAUUGCUUCAGUUUUCUCAAGAAUUUAAAACUUUUGAGCCCUUCUUUAAAUGUUUUCAAACCAUGUUAAAUAAGAAUUUGAUAACAUUUUUGUCCAAAAAAAGAAUAUGGUUUGGAAAGUUUAUUCAAGAAUUCAAAGGGCAUUCAAUUCUUUCGGAAUAUCCACAAUCAAAUAUAUGAGUGAGAAUAAAAUGACUUUCUCAAAUGUAGUGGAUGAAUAUUUUAUUUGGAGUUCUUUGAAUUAAUGAGUUUCAUUGAAAUUGGAUCUUAUAUCGAAUUUAAUGCCAAAUAUAAGUUAAUGAGAGGAGAUAAUGUGACUUCUCCAAAAAUAUAUUUGGAAAUAUUUAAUUUGUAAAAUUAUCGUUUUGUGAAUUUGCAAAACUCAAUAUCGAUUUGUUUGAGUAAGUUCAUUUAUGCCAUAAAAAGGUAAUAGUAGUUUGUGCAGAAAAUUAAUUUUAUGAAAUUCUGAAAACUAUUUUUUGUGGACUCUAAAUAAAAUUAUGAUUAACAUACACAUUUUAAUUAUUUAUUUUAGCAAUACUUUUAAUUCCAACAAUUUGUAAUUUCUUUAAAAAUUGUUUUCCGUUUGGGCUAAGGCCAUUUGUUUUUAUGGCGUAGCUGCAGCACAACCCACACUUUUCCCACUAAGGCCCAUCUCACUUUCGUUUAGCGCAAGGCCCAGGCGCUGUCUUCUUGUACCUCUCUUCGUUCAACCUUCAGGAACAGAGAGGAACAAGCAUGGCCUCCUCCUCUUCCUCCCCUCCUCCCAGUUAAUUCCUUGCCCGUUUCACUUCGGCGUCUACACAAAAAAUGCGGAGGACAUUAUUACGAGUCCAUUCAGGGAAUCAAAACUCAACAUUACUGCUUAAAUUCGUCGAAUGGAUCCGUGAAACGUACAUGCACGAACAGCCAUUAUUGGCCGCACUAAAAUCGUCCUGGAUCUCUUCGUAUGGACUUCCCUCGCACCUAUAAAUAUCAUCUCUGGAUACAUCCCACUCCCCUACAUCAUCACGCUCAAAAGCCCUCUCUACUUCGAUCCCUCCUGCGGGCAAUUGCUCGCCGGAAUCCGACAAAGCAUCGAAGUCCGACGACGAUUCCGUCGCGACCGAGCCGGAGCGCGCUGUUUUUCGUCAUCGCAUCCGCCGGAGCUCCGCCCAACUCCGGCGAGACCUCACGGUUGCCCGAGGACAGGGCCGAACCCUCCGUGGUUAUCCUCGAGCUUGCACGGGCCUCCUCUCCCGCGUACGCCGCUUGUACUACGCCGGAGCCCUCACCGACGCCGAACCCGAGCACCGCCGCCGUCUUCUCCAUCGCCGGCGACCUCAAGUCCGAUUGCGACGAGUGCGAAGGUGAAUUCUACGAGGAGGUAGAACCUUGUGACUACGAAACCAAAGGCAAGUUGCAAAUUGAUCAUGCUUCGACCUAUAUUUUCAUACUAUGCAUAACUCUUUAAAUUUUAAUACUAUGCA
Molecule: messenger RNA, 2133 nt
Organism: Triticum aestivum (bread wheat)
Lineage: Eukaryota; Viridiplantae; Streptophyta; Magnoliopsida; Poales; Poaceae
Exons: 3
Coding region: 1614-2117 (167 amino acids)
Source: RefSeq, a predicted model, not a curated record